ACUGUGUGACAGCUGUCAUGAAUAAGUGAAACAUACAAAGUGCUGCGGCCAUGAAUUCUAUAGGAGUUUCCUUUUUAGAUCCCUUGGAUGAUUAUGAAUUUAUUCAACUGAUAGGGAGCGGCACUUAUGGAGAAGUUUUUAAGGCUAGAAACAUUAGGAGCUCAGAAAUGGCUGCUAUCAAAAUUGUUAAACUGGAUCCAGGUGAUGACAUCACCUCCAUCCAACAGGAGAUAACAAUGAUGAAGGAGUGUAAGCACAAGAACAUUGUGGCCUAUUAUGGCACUUACCACAGGAAUAGUAAAUUGUGGAUCUGCAUGGAAUACUGUGGGGGAGGAUCAUUGCAGGAUAUCUACCAAGUAACCGGACCUUUAAAGGAAAAACAGAUUGCUUACGUCUGCAGGGAAACACUCCAGGGAUUGAAUCAUCUUCAUGAGACAGGCAAAAUACACAGAGACAUUAAGGGAGCUAAUAUUCUUCUUACUGAUCGAGGAGAUGUAAAUUGGGUAACUGAUUUUGGGGUUGCGGCUGAGAUCAGUGCCUCUGUUGCCAAGAGAAAGUCCUUCAUAGGAACUCCCUACUGGAUGGCCCCUGAGGUGGCAGCAGUGGAAAAGAAGGGCGGAUACAACCAUCUGUGUGAUAUCUGGGCAGUGGGCAUCACCGCCAUUGAGCUGGCAGAGCUACAGCCACCAAUGUUUGACCUUCAUCCCAUGCGUGCUCUGAUGCUGAUGUCUAAGAGCAGCUUCCAGCCUCCCAAACUAAAAGACAAGAGCAAAUGGUGA
Molecule: messenger RNA, 779 nt
Organism: Carassius auratus (goldfish)
Lineage: Eukaryota; Metazoa; Chordata; Actinopteri; Cypriniformes; Cyprinidae
Product: mitogen-activated protein kinase kinase kinase kinase 5-like
Exons: 10
Coding region: 51-779 (242 amino acids)
Biological process (GO): protein phosphorylation; intracellular signal transduction
Cellular component (GO): cytoplasm
Molecular function (GO): MAP kinase kinase kinase kinase activity; ATP binding
Source: RefSeq, a predicted model, not a curated record